AUGCUAUUACCACAAGUAACGAUAUGCCCUGCAACACCGAUGACCAUCAACGUUACGCUGCUGGCUAACACCAUGCGAAAUCAAGCACAGUUCGAUGAUAUCACUGAUACAGCAGUUUUCAAUUUUGCUAUUUUCAUGAUUGCUGGAAGUGGAUUUCAGAUUUUCAAGCCGAUCUAUACAAUACGUCGCGGUAGAUGUUUCAAGACCGCACAACCGCUCUAUCAAAAAAGUCUCGAUGAACUUGGUAAAUUGAGAGUACAGCUGCGCAAAGCAGACGUCAUGAAUAAUUCGAUGGAACCAGAGGAUGAAAUGUUGAUAUUCAUCGGUGAUGCGAAGCCAGAUAUUGAGCCAUAUCCAAGGUACUACAUCUAUCAAAAUAUGUACAACAAAUUUCGGAUGUCAGCAACGUACUUCAACUUGCUCCCUGGAUCUGAGCACUGCAGUAACGAAUAUUCGAAAGUUGGUAAGGCAACAUGUUACUUGAUGAAAUGGUUGGUAGACAAUCUUGAGAAACCGUAUCGCUGCACGUAUCCAUAUAUGAACGAAAUUCGAAAUGUUACUCUACCAAGCUGUGACGCUGAAAUUCUUGUUGCCCAUUACCAGAACACUGUGAAUGCAAAAAGUUAUUUCUCGCAUGAUUGCACACUACCAUGCACGCGAUGGGAGUACAACAUAAUGGUUGAUCGAACAGUAGGUCCUGGCUUUAUGAGACCGUCGAAUAAUUCGAAAUAUUCGUUCAGAGCUGACAUGUCAUUCGAAGAUUUGCAAUACGAACAGAUCACUGAAGUUCACACGCUGACGUUCUUCGGACUUCUGGCUCAAAUCGGCGGUCAGCUCUCCUUAUUUCUUGGAGCGUCAAUAAUGAGUAUGAUACAAUUGCUGUUAAUGCUUGCAAUACUCAGCAAACGAUCCUUCCUCCGCCAUCAAGUAGCACCACAAGAGAAUGAUGAAACAUCUAAAAAACGUAUCUUCGAACAGGGAUCAGAGGCAUCCGAGCGAAUGAAACGAAUCUCGUCUGAAGGUGAAUUGAGUCGUGCGAAUAAUUUUCACGUGAAAAGUCCGAAUUUCUACGAUACAAUCUCAAGGCAUCGCUUUAGAUCUGAAAAUGCAUUGCAAUCGUCACAGCCCAACAUCUCAGAUCUGCGCACUGAAACAGCGAUCUAUUAA
Messenger RNA from Anisakis simplex (herring worm), 1167 nucleotides. NCBI's taxonomy places the organism in Eukaryota, Metazoa, Nematoda, Chromadorea, Rhabditida, Anisakidae. The record is from the annotation of a GenBank genome assembly.